This is a messenger RNA of Linum tenue, 765 nucleotides long. The record is from the annotation of a GenBank genome assembly. NCBI's taxonomy places the organism in Eukaryota, Viridiplantae, Streptophyta, Magnoliopsida, Malpighiales, Linaceae.
AUGGCCCAAAACAUCCACAAGUCAGCCCUCCUAAUCUCAUCCCUUCUCCUCCUCUUCCUAACCUUACCACAACCCUCCACUUCAGAAUCCUACGCCACAAGGAUAUCACUCCUUCAGUUCAUGGAAUCCCUCUCGGAGACAUUCCCGCCCCACUCCAACUGGGGCUGGAACGACACCUCGGACCCCUGCAGGGAUUGGGCAGGGGUCCUGUGCGACUCGGAUGGCCGAGUCGUGGUCGUGGGCUUGCCCAAGCUCGACCUCGCGGGAACUCUGGACUUCAAACCCCUGUGCAGGAUCCAGUCUCUCAGGAGACUGGACCUCACAGACAACGGAAUCUCCGGACCGAUUCCUUCCGAGGUGGCCAACUGCACCAGCCUGACCCACCUGAUGCUCGGAGGAAACUGGCUCCAAGGCCUCCUGCCCGGUUCGAUCUCCUCUUUAACCAACCUGGAGUGGGUCGAUGUCUCGAAUAACCGGCUCGUCGGGCCAAUUCCAAGUGGGUUCGGGACGAUGUCGAACGUUACUGCAUUUUUUGCACAGAACAAUCAGAUUAGCGGGAAGAUACCCGGAGAGAUGAGCUUCACCAGCUUGAGGGAGUUCAAUGUGUCGAGGAAUCAGUUGGCGGGAACGAUUCCCCGAGGAUUCUACAAUUUUCCGGCUUCGGGUUUUGUAGGAAACCCUGGGUUGUGCGGGCAGCCAUUGCUGAUCGCUUGUGCUCCCUCUCCCUCUCCCGCUGCUGCCCCUGCAAUUAGCGACGGAUGGUGA